This is a messenger RNA of Scophthalmus maximus (turbot), 2398 nucleotides long. RefSeq names its product ras-related protein Rab-9A. The record is from RefSeq and is a predicted model, not a curated record. Gene Ontology annotation, cellular component: late endosome; phagocytic vesicle; lysosome. Bases 284 to 886 code for a protein of 200 amino acids. Gene Ontology annotation, molecular function: GTPase activity; GTP binding. The transcript is spliced from 3 exons. Gene Ontology annotation, biological process: retrograde transport, endosome to Golgi; Rab protein signal transduction. NCBI's taxonomy places the organism in Eukaryota, Metazoa, Chordata, Actinopteri, Pleuronectiformes, Scophthalmidae.
GUCAUAAGAGCGUCACCAGCGACUCUGUGGGGCCACAGAUCGACGGGGGCCACCGGAGCACAGUGCCACCGGCUGACGGCUGCACCCAGCCAGCAUGGAUGAGGCGCAUUUCACCCGGCAGCGUCCACCGUACUGACAGAUUGUAGUCAAAAUGAACGAUGUGCAGAUAUGACGAUUUCGUGCACCCAAUGUGAACUUCCUUUUUCCAUUGUUGGUGUCCACAAACCGUGCAUUCAUCUCGGAACAGACCAGCAAGACCAGAACCGGCCUGAGCCAACCAACAAUGUCCAAGUCAACUUUCCUGAAGGUGAUCCUGCUGGGCGACGGCGGCGUUGGAAAAUCCUCGCUCAUGAACCGCUACGUCACCAACAAGUUUGACACGCACCUCUUCCACACGAUCGGCGUGGAGUUCCUCAACAAGGAGCUGGAGGUGGACGGGCACCGCGUCACCCUGCAGAUCUGGGAUACAGCAGGUCAGGAGCGCUUCCGCAGCCUCCGCACACCUUUCUACCGCGGCUCCGACUGCUGCCUGCUCACCUUCAGCAUCGACGACAGACAGAGUUUCCGCAACCUGGCCAACUGGAAGAAGGAGUUCACUUACUAUGCAGACGUGAAGGACCCCGACAACUUCCCCUUUGUGGUUCUGGGCAACAAACUGGAUGUUUCCGAACGUCAGGUGUCGGGGGAGGAUGUGAGGCGGUGGUGCUGCGAGAAUGGCGGACACCCAUACUUUGAGACAAGCGCCAAGGAUGCUACAAAUGUGGCGUCGGCCUUUGAGGAGGCGAUACAGCGUAUUCUGGCAUUGGAUGACAGAGCUGACGACCUCAUCCACACCAACACAGUGGAUUUAGAGAGAGAGACUCGCUCUAAGCCCAUCUGCUGCUGAGCUGACAGGUACUAGUGACCCAGCAGAAGCUCGGGCGGUGCUUCUGCAGUUGCCACAUACUGUUUGGGUCUGAGUGUAUAUUGUGGUUCUACAAAGAGAGAUUUCAUAUGUGAUGAAAGUUGAACAGCGUCUCUUCCAAAGUAUUAACUAGUUCUCAAAGUUUUUCCACCACAUCGUAUCUGAGAUAUCCCAAAUGUGAUUGUAGGACCUGUUGCCAGAAGUUUUAGUUUGAACCAUAAAUGAGAGGCCCUGCAAUUAUUUUCUGCCCGUGGAAGCAGAUGCAGGACUCAUUUGGAAGUACAGCAAUAAAACAAACUGUUUACCUAAAUUAUUGUGAUUUUGCCCUGAUGGUGCUUAACAAACCCACACCCCUGUAGUUUGAAAUAUAGGUUUCGAACCAUCUUAUUCUCCUAGAAUAAUUUAUAUAUAUAUACAUAUGUAUGUAUAUAUCUACAAUUCUUGACAAACAGAAGGUAUCUAAAAGUUUAUGUGGUCAAUGAAAUCAUCGUUAGGAACCACCGUCUUUCUGCUAUUUAAAUUGUCAAAAUAAUUCAGAUUUUCUGUGUUAAACCACAUGAGCAACUAGUAUUAUUAUGUUGUUGUUUUUUGUAGUACAAGUGAGGCCAAUGAUAUUUGAUAUUCCCUUAAAUAAGAAAAACAUUUCUAGUUUUUUUUAAACAUAAAUAGAUGCCAUAUUUAUCAAUCACUAUGCUUCCUCUCAUGAUAAAAAAUUGAUCUUCAUUCGUAUCGCCUCUAUAAUAACUCCCAGUCAGUAACCAGCCAAUGAAGAGCAAAACCCUCUUUGUCCACAAGGCUGUACCCAUGUAUUAAAUGUUUUGAGAGAUAAACGCCCUGGUUGUGGUUUCACUGUAACACCGUUUGAGCUGAUUUCUCCAUUUUCCAAUGUCAUUUGUGAACUAAAGGGACAAAACUGGGUCAAAUUCCAAUGUUAAAUAUGGCUUUUAAGCUCUAAACACGUUACACAGGAAGCAUGAUGGGUCACACAAUCAUUUAUACAAGUAUGAUAUCUUGUUUCCAUGAUAGCAGCAGCAAAAUGGCAGAAUAACAGGGAUGUCAGUCAAACGGUCUAAUCAGGCAGCAUAAGUGAAAACACGUGUGUGGGUGGACGACGGCUGUGACACGUCUCUGAGCUUCCUCCAGAUGGCAGCUGUGAGUAUUCAGUGGUUUAACAACUGUAAUGAUUAAACCUCAUCCUGAUUUAAUGUAAAACCUCUGCAGAAAUAAUCAGACGGCGUCAUGUGGCGGUUUCUAGGGACUUUUUGUGGGAAAACAACACGUAAUUCAAUUUAGACGUGAAACGUUGUCCAUUUUGUUGAGGCAGCAGUAAGCAGCUAAAUAACUCACCUGGCUUCACCUGUGUUGCCAGUUUGGAGUUUUCCGGGAUUUGAGUUACUACGGUUACAAUUAAAAAUCUGUAAUUACUUUUCUCUUGUGGCAAAAUUUGUUGGAUGGCUUUUUACAACAUCACAGUAAAGUUUUCAGCAUGUAAAA